CCAAUGUUCGCCACCCAUACAUCCUUUUGUGAGCAACACUGUGAGGAAAAGACGCCGUCGACACAAAAUCAACCCAAAAUUAGAGUCAGAUUUCGCUACUUUCAAGAUGUCGUAUAAAGGGAGUCGGAUGACCGGGACCAGCCGGGUGUUCCCGUGUCCAGAUCCCAACGCCCCAAUUCCCAUCCCUACCAAGAUCUUCUCCAGUAGUACCAUCGUGGAGAAGAUGAUGCUAAAUUGCAGUGGCCACUCAACUCUACAGGACAUUGUGAACCUUGACCUGUCCAACAGGCGCAUUUCGACCCUUGACCCGGCCGUAUUCUCUCGUAUGAGUAGUCUGGUAGAUCUGAACUUGACCAACAACCGUCUGACCGGUUUCCCUCUCUCGCUCGGACUACGCCACCUCAAGAAACUCAACUGUAACACCAACCUCCUCAAAUCUGUGCAGACUCUGGAGCAGUUCCCUAAUGUAGAGGAGCUUCACAUUGAGAACAAUGAACUCACUGUUGCUGACCAAUACAUUGCUGUCUACAUGCUUCCCAAGUUGAAGGUGUUGAACGGGAAAGAGGUAGAUCUCAGAGAAACAAUCCUCAAUAUGGAAGAAACCCUCCAAGAACAGGUGCAUAUCUUGUGGGCAGAGAGCUGCGCUCCUCUCUUGAAAGACCCUAUGAGCAAAGCAGAGAUUCAGAUGCUUGAGCAGCAGUUCAUUGAACUUCUCAAAACCCAAGUACAGUUUGGACCAGACGCCCUCACAGAUUUCACACAUCACAUGCUUACUGUAUUAGCUGAGAAGUGUGUACGACAGAUGACUGCUCAUCUACGUAAGAUCGCCGAGCCGGGAACACCCAUAUCCAAGGUACAGAUCGUGGUCAGGAACGAGGCUGGAGCCUCUGCACACAGAGCACACAUGAGCAACGGCAAUGCAGCCGCACUUGCUAAAUCAGUUGAGAAGAGACAACUGCAAGCUCAAGCUAGCGGUGUACAGGAACCCGCCCAGAAGAAGGCCAAAGCAGUACAGGCCGGUGUCUCCCCCAAGGGCAAGGUCCCAAAGACGUCCGCCAAGCGGAAGAUGAUAGAAGCUCAGAAGAUGCAAGACACUGGGGUGGUCGAAGGGGCGGAGGAGGAACCCAAGCCGGAGAUCAAAGCAGAAGAAGUGGUGGAUGAGGUGGAUGAGGAGAUGGAGAGCCAAGGUUCUAACCAGGAAUGUGGUAUUGCGUAUGAGCCUGUACAUCUCUUGAGAUGUCAUUCGGUAGACAACGACCCGACGGACUGUAAGACCAACGUAUGGAAAUGUGCAUUCGAACCAAAUCCUGAAAUAGAAGGUGCAAGUAAAUGGACCGUUGCAACAUGUGGCAGUAACCAGGUUUGUGUCAUUGACUGUAACUCUGGCAAGGUACUCAAGAAAUAUCAACACACAAGAGAGAAAGAGGAGUUCUACUGCAUUGCUUGGACCAAGCUGAGCGUCAUCACCGACCUGCACCGCAGACCCACCACUGUCCUGGCUGCAGGGGGUGUGCGAGGUUCCAUCAAGCUACUCCACACCACCCAGCUACUCUGCUAUGCUGAGAUCAAAAUAGCCAAAGCAAAACCAGUCAACUGCUUGCUCUUCCAUCCAAAGAGACCCACAUGGCUCUUCUGUGGAUCAGAAGACAUCACUGUCAUUGACAUUGGUGUUCCACAUGGACCGGACCUCAAAACCAGACACAAGAAACUGUUUACAUUGGAAGCACCAGGUAGAUGUCUUGGGUUAGUGAUCUGCCCCAAGUCUAACUUCUUGAUGGCUGGCUGUGACAAUGGAUGCUAUGGAUGGGAUCUAGAUGUCAAGGGACCCAUCGCCAAAACAGAAAAAACCCACAGUGUAGAGUUCCUGUUGCCAAGUAAGGCAAGGCUGAUGGGGGAUGAGGAAGAGGUCAUUGAAGACAGUGGUGAGAAGGAAGGAGACAUGAUUGAUGGACUUGCACUUCUCAAAAACGAUCUCAUUGCAAGCAAAGUGGCGUGUGAUGGCGCCAUUCACGUAUGGAGUCUGUCCAAGUCUCGUAAGCGACAGGUACCAGGAAGCAAGGAGGUCACCAUUGAUCCUCAUUACACAUUAGAAUGGUGCGACUCAGACAGCGUCUACCUCGACAUUGGCACAUGGCCAGGAUGCGGAGUGUUGGUGAGUGGUGAUGAUCAAGGAGAGGUCUGGGUUUAUGAUGUCAGCAAGAAAGUCCAUUCAAAGAACAGGAAGCCAGUCAAACCAAGUCAGCUCCUUCCUUGGCCUGAAAACAACGAGCAAGAGAUUGAGGAGGAGGAGGAGGACACCAAGAUCAAGGAGAUAUCAGAUCAGGAAGCAGAAGCAAUCCUCAAGCAACAGGAAGCAGAAGCAGGCAUCAAGCAACAAGAGGAGGACCCUGAGGCCAUUAAACAACAGGAGGAGGAGGUAGAAGCCAAACCAGCUGAAGAGAUGGCUCAAGAACAAUCCACAGCGGAGAGUGCAGUGGCACAAGUCUUGGAGGAAGUGGUUUCUCAGGUUGUGGGUGAUGAUGGUAAAGAGGAAAGUGUUGUUGCGCAGGAAUCGGCCGAGGAGCCAAAAGAGGAGGAGAAACCAAUGGAGAUACCCGUGGAGGAUGGACAGAAAGAGGUGGCGGAAGUUGCAAUGGAAGUAGUAGCAGAGACUGCUCCAAUGGUAGUCAGUGAAAUAGAGGUGGUGGUGGAGGAAAAGGCCAAGGAGGAGGAGGAGGCUGUCGAGAGUUCAAAAGCAGCUGAGACUGAGCAAGAGAAGGUCGAAGAAGCAGAGAUCGCAGAGGCAACAUCAGAAGACAAAGAUGCUAAGAUGGAGGAAGGAGAAGAGAAGGUUGGAGAUGAGGUGGAGGUAACAACACCACAAAAGAGGGGGAGAGGACGUCCUAAGAAGGUCCUCAAUGCGACGGAAGAAGCUGCUAAGCAAGCGAAAGAAGAAGCAGCUAAGCAAGCGAAAGCAGAACGAGAAGCAACACCAGGUACUCCACGGGGAAGAGGAAGACCUAAGAAAGUUGCAUCUCCUGGAGCAUCUCCUAGAGUAUCUUCCGGAGAUAAAGACUCUGAAAAGCCGCAAAGGGAUUCGUCGCCCAGAGCAGCAGCAACCUCAUCCGCAGCCCAGACCGCCAGGGCAAGGAGAGAAGCAAAGAUCCAGGAAGCCGCCAAGCAAGAAGCAGCCAAAAAAUCCAAGUCGGCUAAGAUUAAGGCAGUCAAAGCUGAGAAAAAACUUGAGGAGAAAGCCAAGAAGAGGGCUGAAGCGGAGAAGGCCAAGGCAGAGAAGGCCCAAGCCAAAGCAGAUAAUGCCAGGGCAAGGGCUGAGAUCGCAGAAUUGAGACAAUCAUUGAAGAAAUCCAAAGGAGCUGAAGAGCUGAUGAACCUCGCUGACUCGGAAGACAGGAUCAUCGUCAAUGACGUCGCAAUCAGCUCGGACUGCAAGUUUAUCGUUUCCGUUACAAACAAGAACCUCAUCUGUGUAUGGCAGAGAGUAUAAUCCUGUUUCCUGUGUGUUUUGUAUAGUUUCUUUGUAAAGUAUUGAUUCCUAGUUGCUACUUGACUGAACAUUUACUAUUUCAGGAAGCUUCUAGUCCCCAAAACCACACUUUGCAUUGCAACUGUUAUUGUAAAUAAUGCAGUCAGAUGCUUGCAUUUGGAUAAAUGGUACUUUAAUCAUCAGUUUAUAUGCCAUCAUGUUUUUUUUUAAUAAAAAAGCUAACUACAUGCAAUCUUGUUUGAAAAAUUUGUAUUAUACUGAGUCUUACUGACAUAUAUUCCUCUUUCUUCCUAUCCUGAAAUUUGUUAAUCUAUGGGACGACGAUUUGUCAUUUGUUCCUAAACUUUUAGAAGGUAGCUUUCAACUUUCUCUAUCCUAUUGACCCGAAAAGAUAAAUUGUACAUUUGUUUCAUAUAUAGUGCUUUCUGCUCCAACUCCAUGUGAACAAGUUUUAAUUGAUUUUACGUUUAUGCAGUAUUUUAUAUUUUAUUUAAGUCCUUUAUAAAUUUGGCUUUCUCAAUAUCUGAAUUUUAAUUAAUGAUCAUGGGUAGAAUAUCAAUUUUAAAUCCCUCCAAUGAAAUACAUUAUGUUUUAAUGAUUUUUUGCAUGAUGUAAAAUUGUAAUCACUAUCAACAUUAAUUUUGUUUCAUGUUUUAUUAAUUCACACUUUUUAUAAAGCUACUUCAAAGACAAUCAUGAUUUUGCUUUCAGACAUCUGUUAAUUAUACACCCAUCUGUGUUAACUGAUGUUUGUGUAAAGAUGGUACAUACUUUUGCCCGUCACUUAAGUUUAAUUAUUGUAAGUUGAUACCAAAUUUGUAAUUUGGAACAUCUGAUCUGUGCACGAGUGCUUUAGAAGUGCAUCAGAAGAAAUAGAAUUCUCACCCCAUCCACAUUCAUCACUGCAUAUUUACUACUUUUUGCUGAACUCAUAUUCCCAAAUGUUAAACUAUCUUUUGGUACGCUCCAGUGUACUUAUUAUCAAUGGUUUGUGUAGAUCGAGUGUAAAUUUUGCUUUUUUAGGGUAGUGUCAAUUAUAUUUUUACUCCUAAGUCAGGCCAUUAUCUACAUCCUGGCCAUAGGGUUGCCAAAUGCUUGUAAUCAGGUGUAUUUUAAAUGGAUUUGCAAUUGAUGAUUCUGUUCUGAUUUUUGUGGUAAUUUGGAAUAGCGACUCGAUCUUUGGAAAAUAUGAAUCUAGGAUAUUUAUGUAUACUGUUGGAAUGACUCGGUCCUUUGUAGAUACAAAAACAUGUUUCAUCCCUAAAUAAGCGAUUGUGUUUCAUAGGUGUAUAUUUGAAAAUAUUUUACACAUUCCUGGCAAACAUGUACACUAUAGAGAACAAAAGGAGAGAGGAAAUGCCAUGUUUUUGUAGGGGGAAAUGAAAUAUUAAAGCCAAUAUAUUUUAUUUUGUCCUUGGGCACCAUUCUGAAUUCCUACAUUGUCAAUCUGGGCCCCGUUUCAUAAAACUUGUUAUCAGUGACAUAAGCUGAACAAAUAUGUUCUCAACCAAUCAAAUGCCACGAUUUCAGUAGCUUAUAACAGUAAUUGAAAUUUGUCAAUGAUAACAAGUUUUGUGAAAAGAGGGCCUGGCCUUAGAUUUCAGAUGUCUGUCUUUUGUUUGCAGAACUGGAUGCCACUUAGGUGGAAAUGCUUCCUUUUCGUUCACAGCUUUCCUCUUUUCAUGUACAUAAUGUUUAGAGAUUACAUAGGGGAAAGGGGACACUGUAAGUAGCAAAUAAUUGUGCUUGGGUUUUUUAGGAUUCUGAGAGGGAACGUUUUUAGUUGUGGUUUUAAUAAGGUUGUACGUUCAACAUUUUUUAAGAGUACCAGAUAGCUGUACCAUGUGCAUGUAAAUAACACAAAUUGCCUUGUCAGAUUCAGCUGGUCGGAGUUUUGAUUUAUAUUUUUGUUAUUUGGCUAUCAUGUGUCGCUCAUCAUUAGAACGUUAUCCGUAUGACAAUAUGAAGAGUGCAUGUGUUUAUUAUUGAAAAUAUUUGAUGUUUUUUAGAUCAUUGAGGGUUUUCUUGACAAUAUGCUGUUAAAUAUGUACUUUUCAUGAUGAUGUUGUAUAUAAAAAGACUUGAACAUUCACUUCAAGUAACAGCAAUUGUAAUUGAAAUAAAAUUCUGAAACCGAAA
Strongylocentrotus purpuratus (purple sea urchin) is the source of this 5623-nucleotide messenger RNA. Its product is annotated as leucine-rich repeat and WD repeat-containing protein 1-like. Gene Ontology annotation, biological process: regulation of DNA-templated transcription; establishment of protein localization to chromatin; chromatin organization. The record is from RefSeq and is a predicted model, not a curated record. Gene Ontology annotation, cellular component: nuclear origin of replication recognition complex. Lineage: Eukaryota; Metazoa; Echinodermata; Echinoidea; Camarodonta; Strongylocentrotidae. Gene Ontology annotation, molecular function: protein binding; DNA binding; chromatin binding. The transcript is spliced from 16 exons. The coding region runs from base 107 to 3484 and encodes 1125 amino acids.